Messenger RNA from Pseudomyrmex gracilis, 5684 nucleotides. RefSeq names its product toll-like receptor Tollo. Gene Ontology annotation, molecular function: protein binding. Gene Ontology annotation, biological process: signal transduction. Lineage: Eukaryota; Metazoa; Arthropoda; Insecta; Hymenoptera; Formicidae. The transcript has a single exon. Gene Ontology annotation, cellular component: extracellular matrix. The record is from RefSeq and is a predicted model, not a curated record. The coding region runs from base 414 to 4433 and encodes 1339 amino acids.
CCGACUGCCGCGGUAGAAUGUUGUUUUUCGGGUGGUUGUCGCCCGAAUCAUACAUAAUAACCUUCGUUCUUUUCUAGCAAAUAGAAAACACAUAUGGUACGUUUGUUCGUUGUGGUCUGUAUCCGCUCCUUAGGAAUGAGCAAUCGACGCUCAGGCGAUUCGUGGGAGCGGAUAACAAAGUUGAGGACCGUUGUAUCGGUGUCAGUGUGAUUCGUGAAUUGUUUGCCGACGGCGUCAGGAGAGUCGGGAGAAGACAAGUACACACGAUCAGCGUGUUGUCUAUUCUCUUUCUCUUGCGUGAAACAGUGCGUAUGGUCGAAACAGUGCUGUGAACUAUGAAUGCGUGACGCGAUACACAACAGUUCUCUCGAGUACAAGCGCGUGCGCGCGCGCACGAAUAUCUUUCAGUCAAAAUGAGUGCGUUUGCGAGAAUAUGCGUAAUGAAAACGCAUAAUCGUCGCGUGGCGUCGUCAUGGCAUUCGUGGCAAGUUUUUCGGUCAGCCACGAUUGUUCUGUGUGUGCUGUUGGAUUAUUAUUGUUCGGUGCAAGGGCGCAGCAUCACAAGUCUCGAGGCGCCGAGCGACUGUGAGUGGAGAAAGGACGAUGAAGAAGGAAGAGAGAAAGAUCUGUACUGUAAAGUUCGAACAAUCGCGAACGUGCCGGGGCUGAUCGGUAAUCUCUCGUCCAUACAAGUAGAUUCCAUAACAUCGAUGGGAUUGGAAUGCAGCGACGUGUUGGUCUUCGAUAGCAAGCUAGAAAAUCCGCACAGUUUUUUCUCGCCGUUGCCGCGUCUCGAGAAGCUGCGUGUCGAUCAUUGCAAGAUCGAUUUUUUGCCGGGCGGCGUGUUCGCUUCGUUGCACAAUCUUCGAAGUCUGACUUUGCGAACGCACAACGGCGACUGGUCGACUAUGUCAUUGGAGUUGCAUCGCGAUACGUUCCGCGGCCUUACAAGUCUCCAACAUCUCGAUCUCUCCGAUAAUAAUCUAUGGACGUUACCGUCGGAAUUGCUCUGCUCGGUGCAGAGUCUCACGAGGUUGAAUCUGACGCGCAACAAGUUACAAGACAUGAGCUCCCUCGGCUUCUCUGAUUGGGUCGCGACCUGCACGCCCAAUCUCGAAAGUUUGGACAUUAGUGACAACGACCUCAGUGCCUUGCCCGAUCACGCUCUCAGCAGCUUGCGUAGCCUGAGUAUGCUGAAGAUACAAGAUAACGCGAUCGCCUCUGUUGGUGAUCACGCUCUUGCCGGUCUCGCGUCUCUACGAAUCCUUAACAUGUCUAGCAACAGACUCGUCGCACUGCCUCCUGAAUUGUUUUCGAAAACACGAGAUCUGAGAGAACUUAUACUUAGCAACAAUUCCCUUUCCGUAUUAGCGCCUGGAUUACUGGACAAUCUCGAGAAACUUCAAGUGUUGGACCUUAGCAAUAACGAAUUGACAAAUCAGUGGGUAAAUCGGGAUACUUUUCCACGGCUAGUCCGCCUCGCUGUUCUUGACUUGUCGUUCAACAUGUUGACAAGGAUAGACGCGUACGUUUUCAAGGGUCUGUACAGUCUACAGAUUCUCAAGCUUGAGUAUAACAAAAUCGACACGUUGGUCGAUGGUUGCUUUGCCUCGCUCACCAAUCUGCAUUCUCUCACGUUGUCACGUAACAAGAUCGCCAGAUUCGAUCCGGUGCACACGAUCGGUCUCGGCGCUCUCGGCCAGCUUUUUCUGGAGAACAAUCAACUGUCUUACUUAGACAAGCAUGUGUUUGUUAAUCUUACAAAACUUAUAGAUCUUUCUUUGAAUGAUAACAUUCUGAUGGGAAUUCCCCAUGCGAUUCGUAUGCUGAGGAAGCUGAGAACCCUCGAUUUAGGUAACAACAACGUGUCGAAAAUUGAUAAUGACUCGUUCGUUGGUUUGGACGAGCUUUACGGAUUGCGUUUAGUGGAUAAUAAGCUCGAGAAUGUGUCACGCGAGGCGUUCGCGUCCUUACCGUCGUUGCAGGUACUCAAUCUAUCGAACAAUCUCAUUCGUCACGUGGAACAGAGCGCGUUCGCGAGUAAUCCGGUAUUACGAGCCAUAAGGUUGGACGGAAAUCAAUUGACGGAAAUUCGAGGCACCUUUACAAGUCUCUCGUCUCUUGUCUGGCUGAAUGUGUCCGAUAAUAAGUUGCUGUGGUUUGACUACAGCCACCUACCGUCCAGCAUAGAAUGGCUGGAUAUACACUCGAAUCAAAUAAGUGAGCUGGGAAACUAUUACAACAUGCGCAGCAAUUUGCGAAUAAAGACACUGGAUGCUAGUUUCAAUCUCAUCACCGAGAUUGCAGAUGUUAAUGUGCCAGAUAGUGUGGAAACAUUAGUGCUCAACAACAACAAGAUACGUAACGUAGCGGCUGACACAUUUUUGAAAAAAGUAAACUUACAGAAAGUAAUUCUUUACGGAAACGAGAUCAGAAAUUUAGAACAGUCCGCUGUCAGUCUGCAAGUGUCAAAAGAUAAAGAAUUACCUGAGCUUUAUAUUGGCAACAAUCCUAUUGUUUGCGACUGUACUAUGGAAUGGUUGCUGUACGACAAUAUAGAAUUAACUCGCGACCGUCAAUAUCCGCGCGUUAUGGAUUUGGACGCCAUCACAUGUGAGAUGGUGCACGCGCGCGCCACACCGCGACGUCCGCUGGUGACCUUGAAGUCAAACGACUUUCUCUGUCAAUAUUACACACACUGCUUCACUCUCUGUCAUUGUUGCGAUUUCGACGCAUGUGAUUGUGACAUGAGCUGUCCGGAUAACUGCACGUGCUAUCAUGAUCACAGCUGGUCCAGCAACGUCAUCGACUGCUCCAACGCGGGAUUCAGAACAGUACCCGAUCUGAUACCGAUGGACGCCACGGAAAUUUAUUUAGACGGCAAUGAACUAGGCGAUCUAGGUAGUCACAUUUUUCUUGGCAAGCGUCGUCUGGAAGUGUUAUAUUUAAAUAACAGCGGGAUCGUUGCGAUACAUAAUCACACGUUCAAUGGCGUCGAGUCUUUGCGAGUUCUUCAUCUAGAAGACAACACAUUGCGAGAGCUGCGGGGCUCCGAGUUUGAUCAACUGGAGAACAUAUCGGAGCUGUAUUUGGAUCACAACGCUAUCGCUACCGUGGCGAACACAACUUUCAAGAAGAUGCGCAAUCUCACGGUUCUGCGAUUGGACAGCAAUCGCAUCGUCGAUUUUCGACCGUGGGAAGCUCUGUCGAGCCUCAACGGCGACACCAAGAUUGCUUUGGAAGGCAACGCCUGGAGUUGUGAAUGCGGGAACGCCGGCAGACUUCGCGCAUGGCUUGCAGAACACCGCGGUGAUCCAGAGAGAAUGUAUUGUCGCGACGGCGUUGAGACGUUAGCUCAAGCAAUGAAACGAUGUGGUGAUCCAUCUAAGGAAGCUGUGAGUCGAGGCAUCCAGGAAAUUCCGCUGCUAGGUGGCAACUUCGUGCCGUUGCUCGCGGGUACUUUGGUAACCAUCAUUGGUAUUUGUCUUGUUGUCGCUUUGGGCUUUAUUUUUCGUCAAGACGUGCGCCUCUGGGCCCACGCGCGCUAUGGUCUGCGUCUCGGUAAAAUGACAGCGCCACCUGAUGAAGAAAGAGACCGAUUAUAUGACGGUUACAUUGUUUAUAGCGAACGGGACGAGGAUUUCGUCUCUAGAUUCCUAGCAGCUGAACUAGAACAAGCCGGAUUGACACUCUGUCUGCAUUGGCGCGAUUUGCCGCCAACCAGACCGCAAGAAUCGUUACCGCCAGCCGCGGCUGCCGCCAGACGCAUCGUCAUCAUUUUCUCGCCGGUAUUUUUGACAAACGAGUGGCAGCAUCCCGAUUUCCGCGCCGCUCUCAGGACAGCAUUGGAGAAUAUUAGGCCGACUUCACGGAAACGCCGAGUAGUAGUGCUCCUAGCUACUGAAACGUCUACUCGGGAUCCGGAGCUGCAGUUGUUAUUACAGACGUGCACGGUAGUGAUCUGGGGCGAAAAAAGGUUCUGGGAGAAACUCAGAUUUGCUAUGCCGGAUUCGGUAGACAAGCGACGGGAUAGCAAGAAGGCCAAUGACCGCAACAGCCGCACGCCGACGCGAUACACCGCGGCGCCGUCGACCGCGGUAGAUGUGUGGACCAAGCCUAAUGGCGUUUUGGUCGCGCCAGUGCACCAUGCGCCCACGCCGACGCCCACGCAGUCUACCUACGUCAGCUCGGCGUCCAGCCGAACCGAGGACGAGGACAGUGGUGCGGAGCAUCAGCACCAGCAUCACCACCAUCAGCAUCAUGAGCACGGCUAUAGCGCGCUGCACUCCGGUAACGGCCGUCCGGCUAGUCUGUCUUCCAGGGGCAGCCAUCUAUAUAGCACGAUACCGGAACCACCGAUGAUGCCAACCGCGCCGCCUGGGGACAUCAUCGCCUCCCCGCAUCCGGGCAAUCCGCGUACUUACUUCGUCUAGCGCAGAAGAGCGGCGAUCGUGCUCCGAUCCGGCAGGAGAUAGACCGGCCUCCCCUCUUCCGGUUGUAUCUCGCUUUUCCGGUGUCCAAUAGGGCGCGAUCGUCCGGCCGUGUCGCGCUAACGUUUUCUCGUCGGACGGCAUCGAGAUACGUGAAACGUUCUUCGCUUUAGAAUGAUGUUCGUACCACUUAUACACAGUAUUUACCGAUACACUCGCGUUGUAUCGACCUACGCCGCCUUGACUGAGGCGCUUCAGCUCUUCCACUUGUUGAGGGUCGAUCGCCCCGUGACCCUUUCGGCGUUCGCGCGCUUACAUGGAACGCGCGAUCCGGAUGUGACACGAGAGCGUCUAGUAUUUUAUAUAUAUACACAUACAAGAUCGAUUCUCGAUGUCUUGUGCUUAUCACUAAUGUAUGAUAGAUUUGAUGACAGAGCUUGACUUUUCAUCGAACUUUGAAAAUCUCUUUUUCACCUUUUGGAGCAAUGUUCUUCCAAAUAACGACCAAAAUAUUUCAAUACUCUAAAGUCUCGAAACUUUGAAUAACUUUGAACGCGUUUAUUAAGAAUACUUUUUUUUUUUUUAUCUUAUUUAUGUUUGUAAAUAAUUUCAUGACGUGAGAGCAGCGGGAAUCUAGAUCGUGAAUUUUCGCGCUUAGAUUUAGCGCGCAUCAACCAAAUCGUUACAUAAAAUAGUUUCGAAUUUAUAUUAAUUGUACAUAUCCUGCGCUCUCUAAUGAUUUUUCUGUGUGAAUUUUUUGUGCGUCCCUGUGUCGAUUAGCUUAUUCGUAAUGCGACAUUAUGGAUGAAUCAUUGAUGUACGAAAGUAGGUUGUAAUCCAAGCAAUUGAGCAAAUUUUAUCAGUUGUUUCAUUGCAAACGACGGAUCUCUAAUUUAAACAUUUCGCCGUUUGAUCUCUUUCACAAGCGCGCUUUCUUUGAUUUAAAGUCACGCUAUUUUGAUUUGCAUUAAUUAGCGUAACUAUCAGCAAACUUAUCAACAUGAUUAUGAGAUUUAAAUAUACAUGAUGAACGGUGAGUAAGGAUGAUAAAACGUACAUAUACUGCAAUAAUUGCCGCCGUGUAACGCGUAGCGUGAUCAUUUUGUGAGUAAUUAAAUUAUUUUGUUAAUUUUUCUACGUUCAAUAUAUUUCAUACAUUGACCAUAUGCGAAACAAUUACAACAAAAGAGACAUAGAACAGAUUUGUUUAUAUAAUAUUUAUUUUAUAUAUCUUUACAUGUGUGUAAAAACACA